This is a messenger RNA of Rotaria socialis, 519 nucleotides long. The record is from the annotation of a GenBank genome assembly. Lineage: Eukaryota; Metazoa; Rotifera; Eurotatoria; Philodinida; Philodinidae.
AUGGAAACAGUCGAAACUCGUCGUAUGAAAUUUGGUAUCUUUAUGACACUCCAACCUCCGUCAAUCAUUUGUUACUUGGCUUCAAUUCACUAUAUUUUAACUCAUCGAGGUACAAGACAAGCACUUCAUCAUCAUGGUCCAUUGGUUCUGCUUUUCGUUGGAUUAUUUACUGUUAUAUUUGAUCUCUCUAUGAUUCUUGAUUUUUUACGCACGGGUUUUGUUACUCCAAGGAAUGAAGGUUAUUGCAGUCCAGCUGAACGACGUAAACGUCUUCAAAACCUAAUAUCGUCUUUAUAUGAUAAUGAAAUUGCAAAGGUAUUACGUAAAAAUGAAGAAGACGAUGAAAGAGUUGAAGACACAAAAGAAUAUCAUGAAGGGCUUGAUGAAUUACAAACAGCACGAUGUUGGAUUGCAGAAUAUUCCUUGUCAAUGCAAAGAGCUAAAGAACAUAUUGAAAAAUUAAAAGAAUAUGUUGCUAUACCCGAAGUAUAUCGAACAGCUAACAUUCAAGGUUUAUAA